AUGUCCGGAGAAGAGGGAAAGUCUUACGUGAGUUUCAAACAAAAAGCUAGGUUUUACCAAAAAAAAUGAAAUGCUGAUGAAAUUUUGAAGGACGGAUAGGUGAGAAGAAAAGGAAAAAACGAAAGGAAAACAUAUUUUUCCCAAUGUUUUUGUUAUUUAAAUGGACCUUUUGUAUUUUUGAGAAAAACAACGAGAAAAACAAUAUUUGUUACAAAAGUAUUUAAAAAUAGAAUGAAAGAAUGGUCAAAACUAAAAAAUAAAGCAUGUCCUAUUUUUUUCUUGAAAGUAAGGUCAGAAGAAUUUCAGUCUUCAAUUGAUGAAAAAACUUUUUUUUUCAAAAAUUUUACUUUUAAUUUUGCAACGAACUUUUCAGCGGAAAGUUUCAACUUCUAUAUGUUUUCUCUUUCUCUUUAUUUUGGCAUUUGAUAAAAAUUGAAAAUUCUAAGCGACACUUUUUUUCUCAACUGUUAUGACGUGUCUACAGUACUCCAAAAGUUCUUUCUGACAAAUUACCUUGUCAUACCUUUUGUUGUUCGGCACAAAAGGUAAUUCAAAAAAGGAUUGCUUUAAGUUUUCUUUCUAUUGUGAGUUAUUUUUCAUCAUAUUUCCAAACUUUUGUUUGAAAAAACACCCCACAUUUUCAUCACUAAAAACUUCAAUGUCAAAUAAAAAAUUUUCAGUCAAAAUGUUUCGUCUAGAACUUUAAUCUUUCGGUAAAACAGAAAUAGUGCAGUAAAACAGAAAUAGUUCUCUUUCUUUGGAAGAAUAUUUGGAAAACAUUUUCUGAAGAAUUCUUUAAUUUCAUCCUCAGAUUUUAUAUUCAUGACGUGACCUUUGCUUUACUCACCCAUUUAUUUUUUUUAGCAUUAAUCAUUUUCUGUUUUUUUCAAAAUAAACAUGUUGAUAGGUCUUCCCCUCUGGAAAGCAUAUCUUAUUCAAACAACUUUGUCGAAUAUAACUAAUUAUAGUUCACAAGAUUUGGUAUGUGUGUUUUCUGAAUUCUUCAAAAUAUGAAGCUCCUUGGAAAAUAAUUGGCUAAUAAAAGUUUCUUCCGUUUAUUUUGAUUAUUCAUUCAUUCGAUUGCCCUUCUUAUGAUUUAUAAUGGAAAAUUAAUAAUAACAUAUAAUCGUUGUUGUGCUUUCUGGUGACACCCUUCUUAUUUUUUCUCGCUCCUUCGAAUGAUUCAUCCAUCCCUCUCACUUUAUUAUUAUUAUGGUUUUUCCCUUCGUUCGUUCGUUUAUCGAUAAGAAUGUGUCAAAACAUUGUGCCUCGUUCAAAAACGAAACUACUUGCCCUUUUUUCUUUCUAUUUCCUGGGGCGGAGCCAAUACACCAUAGCAUAUUUCUCUGUGUCUCAGUUUUGUUGCCUGGUUUCUCGUUUUUUUCUGCCUGCGCGCAUAUAUGUUUCACACAUACUGUUUGUGUUUCAUUUUUCGAAACUCUUUCUUUUUGAACUUCAAGUUCUUCUACUUUUUGAAUAUAUAAUAAUAAUAUAAGUAAGUAGUUUAGAAUGAGCCAUAUUCCUCAAUCGACUCCACCAGCUUUCAUCCGUUGGUAUGAAAAUGAAAAGGUAAGGAAACAUGAGAAUCAGUGAAGUGGAAAAUUGAAAAAUAGGGAUUUUCUAUAAGUUGAAUGUUAGAUCUUCCUGUUGGAUAAAAGUCGUAAUUUUUUGUAGUGAUACUUUCUUAGCGCACCUAUAGUCCAAAUUUUAUUGCUCACCUUUUUUGAAUGACGUUCUUAUCAAGAAAUUUUGCUUUACAACUUUGAACUUUAUUUAUCAUCUUUUUAAUCAAAGUUGAGUACAAACAAUCCUGGAAUUUGAUGGUUGAUCUCUUCUAACUUUUAAUCUAAAACUGGAUCAAUUAUAUUCGCACUUUCAAAGAGAUUACCCCUAUCGAAUUUCCAGUUUUUUGUGUUGUUUGUUUUUUUUCUUCCCAAAAUUGGUGGCGGAUGCACACACCAUCCAGAUUCAAUCAUUUCGCUCUCUGUUUUGGCGCCUUUUUAGUCGUUCAUAGAUCAUCACGCGAUUUGGAAGCUUGAAAAAAGUUUGUGUGCCUCACUUUUUCGUCGUCUUCUUUUCCAUCUUUUUAUUUUUAUGCUAACCUUUUUGAGUAUUGUGAAAUGGCAUAUGGAUGAAAAAGAACUAUGGGUUGGUAAGAAUAUUGGAGAAAAAAGUUUAUUUCUCAAACACUUAUUUAUUUUUGCCUAUCUGUCAAUAUAUAAAAACUUUCAAACUAUACAAACAAAAUGAUUCAGCAUUUUAUUAUAUAUCAAUUUUAGUUUUGAUAAAAAAGAAAAAAAUCAGAGCAAUGAAAAUCAUAAAAAAAUGACAUUUUUCAGCCAGUCCCAUACCGUAGCGUUCUUCAAGAGAAGUUCGAACCAGGACAAACUUUGAUUGUCAAGGGAUCAACAAUUGAUGAAUCUCAAAGAUUCACCAUCAAUCUUCACGCGAAAUCUGCUGAUUUCUCUGGAAACGAUGUCCCAAUUCACGUUUCUGUUCGUUUCGAUGAGGGAAAGAUUGUUUUGAACUCUUUCUCGAAUGGAGAAUGGGGAAAAGAAGAGAGAAAAUCAAACCCAAUCAAAAAGGGAGAUUCAUUCGAUAUCAGAAUCCGCGCUCACGAUGAUAGAUUCCAAAUUAUUGUUGAUCACAAAGAAUUCAAGGACUACGAACAUCGUCUUCCACUUUCAUCAAUCUCUCAUUUCUCAAUUGAUGGAGAUUUGUAUUUGAACCAUGUUCAUUGGGGAGGAAAAUACUACGUUAGUUUAUCAAUUUUAUAAACUUUUGAAAACAAAUAAACGUUUUAUUUUUCAGCCAGUCCCAUACGAAAGUGGACUUGCCAACGGACUUCCAGUUGGAAAGACUCUUUUGGUCUUCGGAACUGUCGAGAAGAAGGCCAAGAAGUUCCACUUGAACUUGCUCCGCAAAAAUGGAGACAUUGCUCUUCACUUCAAUCCAAGAUUCGAUGAGAAGGUAAUUUUCAUAAAGAAUAACAAAAGGUUAUUUACAAAAUAAAUUUAUUUUAGGCUGUCAUUCGCAACUCAUUGGCUGCCAAUGAAUGGGGAAAUGAGGAACGCGAAGGAAAGAUUCCAUUCGAGAAAGGAGUUGGAUUCGAUUUGGCCAUCCAAAACGAAGCCUACGCUUUCCAAGUAAGAUACUUUGAUUUUGAAAUAUUCCAUCAAUCCAAUAUUUGCAGAUCUUCGUCAAUGGCGAACGUUUCGCUUCAUUCGCUCACCGCGCUGAUCCAAAUGACAUCGCUGGACUCCAAAUCUCUGGAGAUAUCGAAUUGACUGGAAUUCAAAUCCAAUAA
Molecule: messenger RNA, 3307 nt
Organism: Caenorhabditis angaria
Lineage: Eukaryota; Metazoa; Nematoda; Chromadorea; Rhabditida; Rhabditidae
Source: the annotation of a GenBank genome assembly